Molecule: messenger RNA, 2919 nt
Organism: Echinops telfairi (small Madagascar hedgehog)
Lineage: Eukaryota; Metazoa; Chordata; Mammalia; Afrosoricida; Tenrecidae
Gene: PFKFB2
Product: 6-phosphofructo-2-kinase/fructose-2,6-biphosphatase 2
Exons: 15
Coding region: 71-1624 (517 amino acids)
Biological process (GO): fructose 2,6-bisphosphate metabolic process; fructose metabolic process
Cellular component (GO): cytosol
Molecular function (GO): fructose-2,6-bisphosphate 2-phosphatase activity; ATP binding; 6-phosphofructo-2-kinase activity
Source: RefSeq, a predicted model, not a curated record
GCCGCGUCACAAGGGGAAGCGCCGGGGCUGCUGCUGGGAGAGAUCUUAGGACGUCUCCCGAAGAGCUGCCAUGUCCCUGGAUUUUGCCUCUUCUUCAAAACAGAACAACAGCUAUGAAACCAAAACUCCAAAUCUCCGAACAUCCGAGAAAAAAUGCUCAUGGGCCUCCUAUAUGACCAACUCCCCUACUCUCAUCGUGAUGAUUGGCUUGCCAGCCCGGGGGAAGACGUAUGUGUCCAAGAAACUCACACGCUACCUCAACUGGAUUGGGGUGCCCACCAAAGUGUUUAAUCUCGGCGUGUAUCGGCGUCAAGCAGUCAAGUCCUAUAAAUCCUAUGACUUUUUCCGCCACGACAACGAAGAGGCCAUGAAGAUACGCAAACAGUGUGCCCUGGUGGCGCUGCAGGACGUGACGGCGUAUCUCACAGAGGAGAGUGGGCAGAUCGCGGUGUUUGAUGCCACUAAUACCACCCGGGAAAGAAGGGACAUGAUCCUGGACUUUGCAAAUGAAAACUCCUUCAAGGUGUUCUUUGUGGAGUCCGUCUGUGAUGACCCUGCUGUCAUCGCUGCCAACAUCCUGGAGGUGAAGGUAUCGAGCCCUGACUAUCCAGAAAGGAACAGGGAGAAUGUGAUGGAGGACUUCCUGAAAAGAAUCGAAUGCUACAAAGUCACCUACCAGCCCCUGGACCCAGACAACUAUGACAAGGAUCUUUCUUUCAUCAAGGUGAUAAAUGUGGGCCAGCGAUUUCUGGUGAACCGGGUCCAAGACUACAUCCAGAGCAAGAUCGUCUACUACCUCAUGAAUAUCCACGUCCAUCCUCGAACCAUUUACCUCUGCCGGCACGGGGAGAGCGAGUUCAAUCUCUUGGGGAAGAUCGGGGGUGACUCUGGCCUCUCGCUGCGAGGAAAGCAGUUUUCCCAGGCACUAAGGAAGUUUCUUGAAGAACAGGAGAUCGUGGACCUCAAAGUGUGGACGAGCCAAUUGAAGAGGACAAUCCAGACUGCGGAGUCCCUGGGGGUGACCUAUGAGCAGUGGAAGAUUCUGAACGAGAUAGAUGCUGGCGUGUGCGAGGAGAUGACCUAUGCCGAGAUCGAGAAGCAGUACCCCGAGGAGUUUGCGCUGCGAGAUCAAGAGAAAUACCUGUACCGGUACCCCGGGGGGGAGUCGUACCAGGACCUGGUGCAGCGGCUGGAGCCAGUCAUCAUGGAGCUGGAGCGCCAGGGCAACGUCCUUGUCAUCUCCCACCAGGCUGUCAUGCGCUGCCUCCUGGCCUACUUCCUGGAUAAGAGUGCAGAUGAUCUCCCUUACUUGAGGUGCCCUCUCCAUACCAUCUUCAAACUCACUCCAGUGGCCUAUGGGUGCAAGAUGGAAACCAUUAAAUUUGACGUGGAGGCUGUGAACACUCACCGUGACAAGCCCUCUAAGAACUUCCCCGAGAACCAAACCCCUGUCAGGAUGAGAAGGAACAGCUUCACGCCGCUGUCCAGUGCGGAUACAAUAAGGCGCCCAAGAAAUUACAGUGUUGGGAGCCGGCCCCUCAAGCCCCUCAGCCCUCCCCGUGCCCUGGAUGUGCAAGAAGGGGCCGACCAGCCGAAGAGCCCAGUCAGCAUUCCGGUGGUGUAACCCUGGGUGCCCCUCCUGCCCUCCUCAGUAAUCACCACGGAGUCCUUGAACACUCAGCUCCUGCCCCCACCCUCGCCCCAGAGGCUGUGUGUCUUCAGACCAACUUUAGAAUUCUCCAGCUGCAAGCGUCUCCCUAACCGCGGGCAGGUUAGGGCAGAGGGGAGGCUCAGUGGAGGAGCAGAAGGGAUAUGAUCUCGCGCUGACUGGCACGAGUAGGGCGGAAGCUAAGCCUGUCCCGUCCCCUGGGUUCAGCUCUCCAUUUCCUGUGGCCACGCUCACGAAUGUCUUGUGUGGGUGAAGUGGGGUGGAGGUAGGACCCCAUGGAAGCUCACUUUACUCUGCCCUCCAAUUGUGUCCUCUCAGCCCUGCCUGCCCGUUGAACACCCCCACCCCUUGACUCCCCCGUCGUGCAUCUGCCCUACGGAUGGUGCGGUGUCCUGCACGACACUGGGGCGUGAGCCUGGGAAAGCAGGUGCUUGGCAAGAAGAGGUCUAGCAUACCGGUCAGUACCCUCAGCAGCAGACUGGGGGUCUGGAGCACGCUGGCUCAGUUGGUGGGGACACCGGGUGUCUGUGUAACUGGAGGAGCUUGGCAUAAAGCCUUCCGGGUGCUGUCGCGGUGGGCAGGGAAAGGACGGCGUAGGCUUCUGCUCUGCCAGGCUCCUGCGCAGGGUCCUCCCCAGUGGCUCCCAGCUUCCUGGCCACGCACAGCAUUUCCCCUGCCACGCCAGGCCAGUGGCCGCCGUCAGAAGGAAGGAGGGAGAUUCGAGGGUCACCACUGACAUUCAAAUUGCUCCCAGCAAAAGGCCUUAAAAGCAGCAUUCCCUAAAGCUGUUUACCGUUUCCUCAUGAUUUUCGGCAUAGUUCUUUUUCUUACAGUGAAAUUUUAAAAGAGGUAACAUACGUACACACGCGGUCUCUCAAUGGGCUAGUCUACCUUGUUCGUCGGGGGAAACGGCACUGUCUUGAUUUCCCGAGGAAAGCCUUGGGACCCUUUGGAAUCUAGUUUUCGACUGUUUGUAUUGCUUCCUUCCUCCUUUAGCCCCUGACUUAUGAAGUCCCAUCAUUUUCUUUUCUUUAUGGGGUGAAACCGGUCAUUCAUAAAGCAAGGAUUGUUAACCCCUGAGGAGCCUGUGAUGGCUUAAGCUCCCCCGGCCACUCUGUAUGUACAAUGUGGACUGAUUUGUGGGGGACAGGGGAAAUUCUAGAGUCAUCUCCUGAGAUUUUAUUUUCAUUUUUUAUUUUUAUUAAAAGAGUUUAUUGGGGGCUCUUAUAACAAUCCAUACAUCAGUUGUA